Messenger RNA from Achroia grisella, 1515 nucleotides. RefSeq lists its product as uncharacterized. The transcript has a single exon. Lineage: Eukaryota; Metazoa; Arthropoda; Insecta; Lepidoptera; Pyralidae. The coding region runs from base 1 to 1515 and encodes 504 amino acids. The record is from RefSeq and is a predicted model, not a curated record.
AUGACACACGGACAGGCAGAACGUAUAGCCGAUCUCAAAUGUGCAGUUCAUAAUAAAAAGUUAUUAAAAUUGUCAACGCACCAGAAACAUAAUAAAACGGUUUCACAUAUUGGUUUGAUAGAUGUACAGGCAGACAAGGUACAGUCACUAAAAAAAGUGGAUUCGUCAGAUGUGGUGAUUAACCUGUCGGGUGAAAAGUUGGAUUAUGCAACAGUUAGCAUUUUAGCCAAAGGACUAAAUUUCGCUUUGACACCACGCAGGGUUCCUUAUGAAAGCAUCAUCGGAAGUGUCGAAGAAGCUAUCAACCGAAAUAAAAUACCAUAUAAUGACGCGGAAUCACUGAGACAGGACGUAGCAAACAUCUUAAGGAAGACAAAGCUGCCAAAAAGUAACGUUACAGCCGAAGAACGAUAUGCACUGGAAUGUAUUCGUGAAAAUGAGAAUAUCUUGGUACUCAAGGCCGACAAGGGUAAUGCUACCGUAGUAAUGAACACUUCUGAUUAUGAUAGUAAGAUACGUGUUCUAUUAUCAGAUACUAGUGUAUACAAACGUGUAUCCUACAAUCCAACGGCCAGAGUGACACGUCGAACACGAGCACUUAUUCAAGAACACCGUGACAUUUUCACUGAAGAGGAAUAUAAUAGUCUUUACAGGGCGAAACAUAUUCAAACACCAAAAUUAUAUGGCUUACCCAAAAUACACAAAAAGAACGCCCCUCUUCGACCAAUAGUUAGUCAGAUCAAUUCACCAACUUAUGAUCUGGCUAAACAUGUUGCGAAGAUCCUGCAGCCACUAGUGGGUAAGUCGUCCUCUUUUGUGAAAAAUUCUCACCAUGUCACGGACAUACUAAAAAGCACAAAACUGGAACCUACAGAGAUAAUGGUGAGUUUUGACGUUGAAUCAUUAUUCACCAAUGUUCCAGUGAAUGAGUGCAUGGAGGUGGUCAAGGAUAGGCUAUUGGAGAAAGACCUGCCGUCACAGUAUAGUGUACUUCUGAAACAUUGCUUGGAUGCAGGCUAUUUUCUGUACCAAGGUGAAUACUACCUUCAAAUAGAUGGCGUUGCAAUGGGGAGCCCAGUGGCACCAUUAGUAGCUAAUAUUUGGAUGGAGCACAUUGAGACAAAGAUUCUUACUCUUAGGCCAUUAGAAAUUAGCCUGUGGAAAAGAUAUGUAGAUGAUGUUUUUUGCAUAUUUAAUGGUACACAACAACAAGCAGACGAAUACCUAAAAUACCUAAAUUCCAUACAUUCUAAAACCAAAUUUACAAUGGAAUUGGAGAAAGAUAGGUCCUUAGCCUUCCUGGACAUCCUAGUUAUGGUGAGAUCUGAUGGCUCGGUUACACACACAGUAUACCGGAAACCAACACACACAGAUCCUCCUCAUAUCAUCACCCACGACAUUUACAAUCAGUCGUCACUACUCUCACAAACAGAGCGCAAGAUCUCUGUGCCCCUGAAUUUGUGGAACAAGAACUAUCCCACGUUCAAGAAGUACUCAAGAAAAAUGGUUACAUAA